AUGUGUCUCCCCUGCUCCCUCUCUCCUCUCCCCCGCUCUCUCUCUCCUCUCCCCUGCCCUCUCUCUCUCCUCUCCCCCGCUCUCUCUCUCCUCUCCCCCGCCCUCUCUCUCCUCUCCCCCGCCCUCUCUCUCCUCUCCCCCGCUCUCUCUCCUCUCCCCCGCUCUCUCUCCUCUCCCCCGCUCUCUCUCUCUUCUCCCCCGCCCUCUCUCCUCUCCCCCGCCCUCUCUCUCCUCUCCCCCGCUCUCUCUCCUCUCCCCCGCUCUCUCUCCUCUCCCCCGCCCUCUCUCUCCUCUCCCCCGCCCUCUCUCUCCUCUCCCCCGCUCUCUCUCUCCUCUCCCCCCCUCCCUCUCUCCUCUCUCCCCGCUCUCUCUCUCUCUCCCCCCGCUCUCUCUCUCUUCUCCCCUGCCCUCUCUCUCCUCUCCCCCGCCCUAUCUCUCCUCUCCCCCGCUCUCUCUCUCUUCUCCCCUGCCCUCUCUCUCCUCUCCCCCGCCCUCUCUCUCCUCUCCCCCGCCCUCUCUCUCCUCUCCCCUGCCCUCUCUCUCCUCUCCCCUGCUCCCUCUCUCUCUCCUCUCCCCUGCCCUCUCUCUCUCUCCUCUCCCCUGCCCUCUCUCUCUUCUCCCCCGCCCUCUCUCUCCUCUCCCCCGCCCUCUCUCUCCUCUCCCCCGCUCUCUCUCUCCUCUCCCCCGCUCUCUCUCUCCUCUCCCCUGCCCUCUCUCUCUCCUCUCCCCCGCUCUCUCUCUCCUCUCCCCCGCCCUCUCUCUCCUCUCCCCCGCUCUCUCUCUCCUCUCCCCUGCCCUCUCUCUCCUCUCCCCUGCCCUCUCUCUCUCCUCUCCCCCGCUCUCUCUCUCCUCUCCCCUGCUCUCUCUCUCUCCUCUCCCCCGCUCUCUCUCUCCUCUCCGCCGCUCUCUCUCUCCUCUCCCCCGCCCUCUCUCUCCUCUCCCCUGCCCUCUCUCUCUCCUCUCCCCCGCUCUCUCUCUCCUCUCCCCUGCCCUCUCUCUCUCCUCUCCCCCGCUCUCUCUCUCCUCUCCCCCGCCCUCUCUCUCCUCUCCCCUGCCCUCUCUCUCUCCUCUCCCCCGCCCUCUCUCUCCUCUCCCCCGCCCUCUCUCUCCUCUCCCCCGCCCUCUCUCUCCUCUCCCCCGCUCUCUCUCUCCUCUCCCCUGCUCCCUCUCCUCUCCCCCGCCCUCUCUCUCCUCUCCCCUGCCCUCUCUCUCCUCUCCCCUGCUCCCUCUCUCUCUCCUCUCCCCUGCCCUCUCUCUCUUCUCCCCCGCCCUCUCUCUCUUCUCCCCCGCCCUCUCUCUCUUCUCCCCCGCCCUCUCUCUCCUCUCCCCCGCCCUCUCUCUCCUCUCCCCCGCUCUCUCUCUCCUCUCCCCCGCCCUCUCUCUCCUCUCCCCUGCCCUCUCUCUCUCCUCUCCCCCGCUCCCUCUCUCCUCUCCCCCGCCCUCUCUCUCCUCUCCCCUGCCCUCUCUCCUCUCCCCUGCCCUCUCUCCUCUCCCCUGCCCUCUCUCUCUCUCCUCUCCCCUGCCCUCUCUCUCUCUUCUCCCCUGCCCUCUCUCUCCUCUCCCCUGCCCUCUCUCCUCUCCCCUGCCCUCUCUCUCCUCUCCCCUGCCCUCUCUCUCUCCUCUCCCCUGCCCUCUCUCUCCUUUCCCCUGCCCUCUCUCUCUCCUCUCCCCUGCCCUCUCUCUCUCCUCUCCCCUGCCCUCUCUCUCUCCUCUCCCCUGCCCUCUCUCUCCUCUCCCCCGCCCUCUCUCCUCUCCCCUGCCCUCUCUCCUCUCCCCUGCCCUCUCUCCUCUCCCCUGCCUUCUCUCUCUCUCCUCUCCCCUGCCCUCUCUCUCCUUUCCCCUGCCCUCUCUCUCUCCUCUCCCCUGCCCUCUCUCUCUCUUCUCCCCUGCCCUCUCUCUCCUCUCCCCCGCCCUCUCUCCUCUCCCCUGCCCUCUCUCCUCUCCCCUGCCCUCUCUCCUCUCCCCUGCCCUCUCUCCUCUCCCCUGCCCUCUCUCCUCUCCCCUGCCCUCUCUCCUCUCCCCUGCCUUCUCUCUCUCUCCUCUCCCCUGCCCUCUCUCUCUCUUCUCCCCUGCCCUCUCUCUCUCUUCUCCCCUGCCCUCUCUCUCCUCUCCCCUGCCCUCUCUCCUCUCCCCUGCCCUCUCUCUCCUCUCCCCUGCCCUCUCUCUCUCUUCUCCCCUGCCCUCUCUCCUCUCCCCUGCCCUCUCUCCUCUCCCCUGCCCUCUCUCUCCUCUCCCCUGCCCUCUCUCUCUCUCUUCUCCCUGCCCUCUCUCUCUCUUCUCCCCCGCCCUCUCUCUCCUCUCCCCUGCCCUCUUUCUCUCUCCUCUCCCCUGCCCUCUCUCUCUCUCCUCUCCCCUGCCCUCUCUCUCUCCUCUCCCCUGCCCUCUCUCCUCUCCCCUGCCCUCUCUCCUCUCCCCUGCCCUCUCUCUCCUCUCCCCCCCUGCCCUCUCUCUCUCUCCCCUGCCCUCUCUCUCUUCUCCCCUGCCCUCUCUCUCCUCUCCCCCGCCCUCUCUCUCUCCUCUCCCCUGCCCUCUCUCCUCUCCCCUGCCCUCUCUCUCUCUCCUCUCCCCUGCCCUCUCUCUCUUCUCCCCUGCCCUCUCUCUCCUCUCCCCUGCCCUCUCUCUCCUCUCCCCUGCCCUCUCUCUCCUCUCCCCUGCCCUCUCUCUCCUCUCCCCUGCCCUCUCUCUCUCCUCUCCCCUGCCCUCUCUCUCUCCUCUCCCCUGCCCUCUCUCUCCUCUCCCCUGCCCUCUCUCCUCUCCCCUGCCCUCUCUCUCUCUCCUCUCCCCUGCCCUCUCUCUCUCUUCUCCCCUGCCCUCUCUCUCCUCUCCCCUGCCCUCUCUCUCUCUCUUCUCCCCUGCCCUCUCUCUCCUCUCCCCUGCCCUCUCUCUCUCCUCUCCCCUGCCCUCUCUCUCUCUUCUCCCCUGCCCUCUCUCUCCUCUCCCCUGCCCUCUCUCCUCUCCCCUGCCCUCUCUCUCCCCUGCCCUCUCUCUCCCCUGCCCUCUCUCUCUCCUCUCCCCUGCCCUCUCUCUCUCCUCUCCCCUGCCCUCUCUCUCGCCUCUCCCCCGCCCUCUCUCUCUCCUCUCCCCCGCCCUCUCUCUCUCCUCUCCCCCGCCCUCUCUCUCUCCUCUCCCCUGCCCUCUCUCUCUCCUCUCCCCUGCCCUCUCUCUCUCCUCUCCCCUGCCCUCUCUCUCUCCUCUCCCCUGCCCUCUCUCUCUCCUCUCCCCUGCCCUCUCUCUCUCCUCUCCCCUGCCCUCUCUCUCUCCUCUCCCCUGCCCUCUCUCUCUCCUCUCCCCCCUCUCUCUUUUCCCCUGCCCUCUCUCUCUCCUCUCCCCUGCCCUCUCUCUCUCCUCUCCCCUGCCCUCUCUCUCUCCUCUCCCCUGCCCUCUCUCCUCUCCCCUGCCCUCUCUCUCCUCUCCCCUGCCCUCUCUCUCCCCUGCCCUCUCUCUCUCCUCUCCCCUGCCCUCUCUCUCUCCUCUCCCCUGCCCUCUCUCUCCCCUGCCCUCUCUCUCUCCUCUCCCCCGCCCUCUCUCUCUCCUCUCCCCCGCCCUCUCUCUCUCCUCUCCCCUGCCCUCUCUCUCUCCUCUCCCCUGCCCUCUCUCUCUCCUCUCCCCUGCCCUCUCUCUCUCCUCUCCCCUGCCCUCUCUCUCUUUUCCCCUGCCCUCUCUCUCAUCUCCCCCGCUCUCUCUCUCCUCUCCCCUGCCCUCUCUCUCAGCGCGGACGAGCCCCUCUGUGCACGUGCGUGA
Molecule: messenger RNA, 3741 nt
Organism: Knipowitschia caucasica
Lineage: Eukaryota; Metazoa; Chordata; Actinopteri; Gobiiformes; Gobiidae
Source: the annotation of a GenBank genome assembly